Molecule: messenger RNA, 1727 nt
Organism: Eubalaena glacialis (North Atlantic right whale)
Lineage: Eukaryota; Metazoa; Chordata; Mammalia; Artiodactyla; Balaenidae
Gene: HYAL3
Product: hyaluronidase 3
Exons: 4
Coding region: 72-1331 (419 amino acids)
Biological process (GO): hyaluronan catabolic process; carbohydrate metabolic process
Cellular component (GO): acrosomal vesicle
Molecular function (GO): hyalurononglucosaminidase activity
Source: RefSeq, a predicted model, not a curated record
UACAGAUCCGUGCGGAGCGAGGACACGGAGCGUCCCGGAGCCAGGCGUCAGCAUGUUUCCAUCCCUGGGGCAUGACCAUGCAGCUAGGCCUGGCCCUGGUGCUAGGGGUGGCCCUGUGCUUGGGGUGUGGCCAGCCCCUGCUGCAAGCCCCUGAACACCCCUUCUUGGUGCUGUGGAACGUGCCCUCAGCACACUGUAAGGCCCGCUUUGGCGUGCACCUGCCACUAGAGGCCCUGGGCAUUGCAGCCAACCGUGGCCAGCGUUUCCAUGGCCAGAAUGUCACCAUCUUCUACAAGAACCAGCUCGGCUUCUAUCCCUACCUUGGGCCGAGGGGCACAGCUCACAACGGGGGCAUCCCCCAGGCUGUGCCCCUUGACCGCCACCUGGCAUGGGCUGCCUAUCAGAUCCGCCGCAGCCUGCAACCUGGCUUCGCUGGCCUGGCAGUACUGGACUGGGAGGAAUGGUGUCCACUCUGGACUGGGAACUGGGGCCGCCGCCAGGUCUAUCAGACAGCCUCCUGGGCUUGGGCACAGCGGUUAUUCCCCAACCUGGACCCCCAGGAGCAGCUCUACAAGGCCCGUAUUGGCUUUGAACAGGCAGCCCGUGCACUGAUGGAGGACACACUGUGGCUAGGCCGGGCACUGCAGCCCCAUGGGCUCUGGGGCUUCUACCGCUUCCCCGCCUGUGGCAAUGGCUGGCAUGGUACAGCUUCCAAUUACACAGGCCACUGCCAUGCAGCCACCCUUGCCCGCAACACCCAACUGUAUUGGCUCUGGGCCGCCUCCAGCGCCCUCUUCCCCAGCAUAUACCUCCCACCCAGGUUACCACCUGCUCACCACCAGGCAUUUGUCCGAUACCGCCUGGAGGAGGCCUUCCGUGUGGCCCUCGCUGGGCACCCGCAUCCCCUGCCUGUCCUGGCCUAUGCCCGCCUCACACACCGGAGCUCUGGGAGGUUCCUGUCCCAGGAUGAACUUGUGCAGACCAUUGGUGUGAGCGCCGCACUGGGGGCAGCCGGCGUGGUGCUCUGGGGGGACCUGAGCUUCUCCAGUUCUGAGGAGGAGUGCUGGCAUCUCCAUGACUACCUAGUGAGCACCCUGGGCCCUUAUGUGAUCAACGUGACCAGGGCAGCCAUGGCCUGCAGUCACCAGCGGUGCCAUGGCCAUGGCCGAUGUGCUUGGCAAGACCCAGGACAACUGGAAGUCUUUCUGCACCUGGAGCCAGAUGGCAGCCCUGGAGAGUGGGAGUCCUUCAGCUGCCGUUGUUACUGGGGCUGGGCUGGCCCUACCUGCCAGGAGCCCAGGCCUGAGCUUGGGCCUGAAGAAGCAACAUAAAGCCAGGAGUCACCUGCCUCUGACCUUCAUGUUCCUGCUGCCAUCUUUCCAGUCCUGGAGGGAGGACUUUGUCCCACUCUUGUUCUAUUUAGCUUACCGUCACUUCUCCCAUGCACACACCCCACUUCCCAUGGGAUCCCUGGGAAGUGGAAGAGGCCAGAAAAAAACAUACUGUUUUAAAACUAGAGGCCCUCUGACAUCACCUGAUCCCUCCUGACAAGAAAGCAGCCCCAGGAAGAGUCGGUGUUCCAGAAGGUUAAGGUUGCCAGCCCAGGGCUCUGUUCUACACCUCACUGCGUCCAUGGAGAGGUCACAGGAGACCCGUCCAGGGGCAGGUGGGCCCCCCAAGGAGAUCUUGGCUAAGAUCUGUAAGGGCUAAGCUGUCUGCAAUCUGCU